CCCUGUUUGCGAGUGGGAUCAAACCGAAACUCUCCUUUUGUCCUCAAUUCUCUGUUCCAUUCCCUCUUAAACCCUAACACCGCAUAAUGCCUGAACCGGAAUCGCAGAACGGACUUCGACAAGAGCCUGAACCAGAACAAGAACCAAAAUCAAAUCCGAAGCCAGAAACAGAAACAGAACCAGAACCAAAUCCACAGCCAGAACCAAAUCUAGAGCCAGAACCAAAUCCGCAGCUAGAAACAGAAACAGAACCAGAACCAGAACCAAAUCCACAGCCAGAACCAAAUCCGCAGCCAGAAACAGAACCAGAGCCAAAUCCGCAGCCAGAAACAGAACUGGUGCCAACAGAACAAACGCAAACGCAAUUGGAGUUGGAAUCUGGAUCAGUAGCUGAUCCAUCGGUUAACAACGCAGAUCUCAGGGAAACCGCGAUUCAUUCCAAUGAUGCGGAUACCAAUCCUUCACCGCAUCCUCAGCUGCGAAAAGACGAAGGAAGUCGAACUUUCACCAUGAGAGAAUUGCUAAACGGUUUGAAAAAUGAUUCUGAACCGGAGAGAGAAGAUGCCAACUCUCCCUACAGCCCAGAAAGUCAACAGCAACAGCAUUCAGACCAGAACAACGCUGCAAUGGAUUUGAUAAAUAGUGUUGUUGGUGUUGAUGAGGAGGGCCGGUCCCGACAACGGAUUCUUACAUUUGCUGCAAGGAGGUAUGCUACUGCAAUUGAGAGGAACCCGGAAGAUUAUGAUGCCCUAUACAAUUGGGCAUUGGUACUUCAGGAAAGUGCAGAUAAUGUUAGUCCAGAUUCCACUUCACCUUCUAAAGACGCUUUGCUUGAGGAAGCUUGUAAAAAAUAUGAUGAAGCCACUCACCUUUGUCCCACCCUACAUGAUGCUUUCUACAAUUGGGCUAUAGCAAUCUCUGAUCGGGCAAAGAUGCGUGGUCGCACAAAGGAAGCUGAAGAGCUAUGGAAACAGGCAACAAGGAACUAUGAAAAAGCAGUCCAGCUCAACUGGAACAGUCCUCAGGCACUUAAUAAUUGGGGACUUGCUCUUCAGGAACUCAGCGCCAUUGUUCCAGCUCGAGAAAAGCAAAAGAUUGUGAGAACUGCUAUCAGCAAGUUCCGGGCAGCCAUACAGUUGCAAUUUGAUUUCCAUCGGGCAAUUUACAAUCUGGGAACUGUUCUGUACGGAUUAGCAGAGGAUACUUUAAGAACUGGGGGAUCAAUGAGUGCUCAAGAAGUUUCACCAAAUGAAUUGUACAGCCAAUCGGCAAUAUAUAUUGCAGCUGCUCAUGCAUUGAAACCAAAUUAUUCAGUUUAUAGCAGUGCCUUGCGGUUGGUGCGUUCUAUGCUACCAUUACCACACCUUAAAUUUGGAUAUUUAACUGCACCUCCUGUGGGGACAACAAUUGCACCUCAUAAUGACUGGAAACGGUCAGAAUUUCUUUUGGAUCAUGAAAGGCUUCAACAGAUACCCAGAGGUGAACAGAGACAAGUACCUCAAAGUCUCUCUGGCAGAUCAACAGAUGCUGUGAAUGGGGAUAAGAAGACUAUCAGAGUAGAUAUAGCAGAUAUUAUUUCUGUAUCAGCAUGUGCUGAUCUGACUUUACCACCUGGUGCUGGCCUCUGCAUAAAUACAAGUCACGGAUCAGUUUUCUUGGUUGCUGACUCGUGGGAAUCAUUGGAUGGAUGGCUGGAUGCAAUUCGUCUAGUUUACACAAUUUAUGUGCGAGGCAAAAGUGAUGUACUGGCCGGUAUUAUUACAGGAUGAAUUUAAGUUUGUUAAGUGUAUCACGUAUUUGAUCUGUCAAACUAUGUUAGAACGCGUUAUCCAGCUUUUUGUACUUCUCCGUAAACCUGUGUAUAAUAUUGAGUAGCGUAUGAAAAUUUCAAUACAAUUGAAAAAUCUGAGUUUACUCAUGAACCAGCUUGUUGAACCAUGUUUUUACCAAUUAUAUAUUUU
Gastrolobium bilobum is the source of this 1961-nucleotide messenger RNA. RefSeq names its product protein HLB1. The record is from RefSeq and is a predicted model, not a curated record. NCBI's taxonomy places the organism in Eukaryota, Viridiplantae, Streptophyta, Magnoliopsida, Fabales, Fabaceae. Gene Ontology annotation, molecular function: protein binding. The transcript has 14 exons. Bases 87 to 1769 code for a protein of 560 amino acids.